Aspergillus versicolor CBS 583.65 is the source of this 1047-nucleotide messenger RNA. RefSeq lists its product as uncharacterized. Bases 40 to 1047 code for a protein of 335 amino acids. The transcript has 2 exons. Gene Ontology annotation, molecular function: protein binding. Lineage: Eukaryota; Fungi; Ascomycota; Eurotiomycetes; Eurotiales; Aspergillaceae. The record is from RefSeq and is a predicted model, not a curated record.
CAGACUCCCCCAGCACCUUCAAGGAGAGUGGCGCUGAGGAUGAAAAAGUGGUGCAACCCAAGUGACUCGUUCCGAUGUCUGCCCCAGGAACUCCGCCAUGCCAUUGUACAAUCACUUCCCACGUGGGACUUCCUCAAUCUGCGUCUCGCAUCAAGAACAAUGACAGGACUGUUCAACGAGGGCUACUUUUGGAGAUCGCGCUUCGAGUAUGACGGUGACCGGGGCUUCCUUCACCAUAUUCUUCGAGAUCAUGGCGAGGAUGUCCAGAUUGACUGGCGGCUUCUUUACCAUGCCUCGGCAGAGCUCGAAAAUAGGUUUGAUCUCACAGUCCCGGUAUGGGAAACAGUCCGGUGGAUCCAAGAUACGGUUAAAGCGGACGAAGGCUCAAUGGAACCGCCGUUGGGCUUUUACGGUAGGUCAUUACAAGACUACCACAAUGACACCUGUGCGGCGGGAAGGCGAGUUGAAAGGGUUAGAGUGCCUUCAUCUCUAGCUAAGAUCGAAGUCUCCUUUAAAUUUGCUGAAUUGAAGCCACAUCCGACUGAAAUACUGGCGUUGGAGCUUAUUGAUAAGGACGGAACCAGUAUGACUGUGGGAUCAAAGUAUUUCGAGGUUGAUAUUUCAAAAUGCCGCGAAUUAUUCAGUGAAUUUAACAAGAGCCAAGAAGCGAAAUGUCGCCUUGAUUGUGCUGGGCUGCAUGCACUGUUCGAUGCGCAGUCAUUCGUCGGUUUCCGUAUUAGCUACAACGCCCAGGCAAUCUAUCGCAUUGGUAUCCUGAACAGGCAUCAUAAGUCCAAGGCUCAGCCUGAGAUUCUAGGUUACGAGCCCGAUGGCUGUUCCGGAUUUGACAUGGGCCUAAAUGAGGUGGUCCAGGUUGUCGCCACAUUUGAGAGUUAUAGAUUGGUAGGCCUUGGAUUAAGAGGUUCGGGCAAUCGUAAUUCUAUGUACGGGCGCCGGCCCAUAAUUAAUCCAAAGGAAGUCGAUGCGAAGAGAUAUGGGUGGCAGUUUGAUGAAGGGGCCGACUAUACUUGGCUUUUCAGUGACUAG